This is a messenger RNA of Recurvomyces mirabilis, 618 nucleotides long. RefSeq lists its product as uncharacterized. Lineage: Eukaryota; Fungi; Ascomycota; Dothideomycetes; Mycosphaerellales; Teratosphaeriaceae. The transcript has 2 exons. The coding region runs from base 1 to 618 and encodes 205 amino acids. The record is from RefSeq and is a predicted model, not a curated record.
AUGGAGAAUCUCGGUCAGAACCGUACAGAGCGUCUAAUAAAUCAGGGUCUGGCACAGCGUAGUAUAUCUCAGGACAUCGAUGCUGCCAUGGAGAUAGCCGCCCGAGAGUUGGUUCAGACGGAGGCAGCACGACAAACAGAUCGCCGGAUGGCACGACAGUAUGGCAUCGUGUUGGACAUCUCCGAAGUGGACCCAGACCACAACCGAAACGUGGUGAAUCCAAGCCACGGACCUCAUGAGCAGGUUCCACAUCCACCUGUCUCGUUAUAUCACACGCCAGUCGACAUUCCUCGCGUGCACGAUUGCAGUGCAGGUACCGGCUUGACCCCGAUGGAGCGCUUCGCGGCCAUCAGUACUAUCGACGAGCCCUGGCCAUUCUAUGCCAGAAAGCAGAUGACAGCCAUGAGAAUUCAGGAAGGAGAUCCGAAGACGGCCAUAAUGAGAGGCAAAGCUGCUCAGAUGGUGGCAGAAGCCAAUGGACAGCCGAUCGCUUCAUCAGAUGCGCUGAACGAAUGCAGCCGCAUGGAAUCUGGCACAGAGCCGCCAAGUAGUACACAGAAGAAGCAGAGACUGGUACGCAGGUCUCCCAGUCAUGGACCAAGGUCGAGUGGUGGCUGA